GUGAUGAUAAGAUCACAAGCCUUUCUAUUAGUCCCGAUCUCCCCUGAUACAAAUCAAUGAUCCCAACGUUGAGUCUCAUGAAACCAAACAGGACUCACAACUUAACUAUAAUUACCGGAACAUGCCAUAACAUAACAUAACCCAUUUUCAAUUUCUCACUCUUGUUGUUUUUUUUCUUCUUCCCAAUAAAUAGCAACAAACACUCUCCUUGAAAAACAGAAAACCCCUUUUUCCCCUUCCUCUGCAGAGAAACACAGUUUUCUCUGCGCAAAACAAAAAAUAAAAUUCCCAAUUCUCUCGCAAAAUCAAAAUCAAUGUCGAAAACUCCGAAGGAGAAAGACGCGGAGGAGCCUCUGCCGGACCACCUCCGGUGCGGGCGCACCGAUGGGCGGCAAUGGCGGUGCCGGCGGCGAGUGAAGGAGAAUCUCAAGCUCUGCGAGAUUCACUACCUCCAAGGUCGCCACCGCCAGUACAAGGAGAAGGUUCCCGAGUCGCUGAAGCUUCAGCGCAAGCGCAAAUCAAACAACGACGAAGAAGAGGAACCCGAGCCUGACAACAACAACAACAACAAUGUUCUCGACGACAAUGUCGAAUCUAGGGCACGGAGAACCUCGAGAAUCGUGAAGAAGAAGCGCAUGCUUUCCGGGGAUUCCGAUGAUGGUUCUCCGGCGAGGAAGAAGGCGCUGAAGCAGGGCGAUAUGCAGCUGGAGCUCUUGAGGAUGGUGCUGAAGAGAGAGGCUGAGAAGAAGAAGAGCAAGAACAAGAGAAAUAAUAACAACAAGAAGAAGAACAAUAAGAAGAAGGAGAAUAAGAAGAAGAAGGAGGAAAAAGAGGAAUUGUGUUACACUAAAGAAGAGUUGAGAAGAGAAUUGCCCAACGGUGUGAUGGAAAUCUCUCCGGCUUCGCCGACGCGUGAUUACAACAAUGUGGGUUCGCAUUGUGAUGUGAAAGUUGGUGUUGAUAGUAAAACUGUUGCUCCGCGUUACUUUAGGUCCAAGAAUGUUGAUAGAGUCCCUGCGGGGAAGUUGCAGAUUGUCCCGUAUGGAUCAAAGGGUAAGAGGAAGAAAUGUCAUUGGUGCCAGAGAAGUGAGUCUGGGAAUCUCAUUCAGUGUUUGAGCUGUCAGAGGGAGUUCUUCUGCAUGGAUUGCGUAAAAGAGCGGUAUUUUGACACUCAAAAUGAAAUUAAGAAGGCAUGUCCAGUUUGUUGUGGAACUUGCACUUGUAAGGAUUGCUCAGCAAGUCAAUGUAAAGACAGUGAAAGUAAGGAAUAUUUGACUGGUAAGAGCAAAGUUGAUAGAAUAUUGCAUUUUCAUUAUUUGAUCUGCAUGCUCCUUCCAGUACUAAAGCAAAUAAGUAAAGAUCAGAACAUUGAGCUAGAAGCAGAAGCAAAAGUUAAAGGGAAAAAUAUUUCUGAUAUUCAAAUCAAGCAGGUUGGAUUUGGCUACAAUGAGAAAAACUAUUGCAAUCACUGCAAAACACCCAUUUUGGAUCUCCAUAGAAGCUGUCCUAGUUGCUCAUAUAGCCUAUGCUCAAGUUGUUGUCAGGAAUUAAGUCAAGGAAAAGCUUCUGGAGAAAUUAACUCAUCUGUGUUCAAGCGACCUGGUAAAAUGAAACCUUGUGGUGCUAAUGAGAGCCAUAACUUGGAUGAGAAAGCCACAUCUAGUGGCAAUUUAACUGAUACUUCAAUGUUGCCCGAGUGGAAAAAUGGUAAUGGCAUUGAUACUCUAUCAUGCCCUCCUACAGAGCUUGGUGGUUGUGGUAAAAGCCACCUUGAGUUGAGAUCUGUUUUCCCCUCGAGUUGGAUCAAAGAGAUGGAAGUAAAGGCAGAAGAAAUUGUUUGCAGCUAUGACUUUCCUGAAACUUCAGAUAAAAGUUCGAGCUGCUCGUUGUGUUUUGACACUGAUCACAGUACUAACAGAUACAAGCAGUUGCAAGAAGCAGCUCUAAGAGAAGAUUCCAAUGAUAAUUACUUGUUUUGUCCCACAGUGAUGGACAUCAGUGGUGAUAACUUUGAGCACUUUCAGAAACACUGUGGAAAAGGCCAUCCUAUAGUUGUCCAAGAUGCACUCCGAAGUACAUCAAACCUCAGUUGGGAUCCACUGACCAUGUUCUGUACUUAUCUUGAGCAGAGCAUUACAAGAUAUGAGAAAAAUAAAGACUUGCUUGAAUCUUGUUUGGAUUGGUGGGAGGUGGAAAUUAACAUUAGGCAGUACUUUACUGGGUCUGUCAAACGUCGUCCUCAGAGAAACACUUGGGAUGAGAUGCUGAAACUAAAAGGGUGGCUUUCUUCCCAAAUAUUCAAAGAGCAGUUUCCAGCUCAUUUUGCUGAGGUAAUUGAUGCUCUACCAGUUAAAGAAUACAUGCAUCCCCUGUCCGGUCUUCUGAAUUUAGCUGCAAAUUUGCCACAUGGGAGUGCAAAACAUGACAUUGGGCCAUAUGUCUACAUUUCUUAUGGCUCUGCUGACAAAGAAACUGAUUCAGUGACAAAGCUCUGCUAUGACUCAUAUGAUGUGGUUAAUAUUAUGACACAUACCACAGAUGCCCCCCUCUCUAUAGAACAACUUACCAAAAUAAGAAAACUGCUGAAAAAGCACAAAACUCUGUGUCAAAUGGAGACUAUUGCUACUGAGGGGCCACAGGAACAGAAAUUGAAUGGAAUACCAUUAUUGCAUGGUCCAGAAACAGAGCGAAAAGGCUCACGGAGUAUGGUUGAAGGAAUGAACUUUUUCCGGAGAGUCAAUAGAACAUCUUGCAUCUCAACUGAAGCUAAAAAAGUUUCUAGUCAGAGCAUGGACAGCAAUGGGGAAUGUGAUUUCAUUUCUGAUUCUGAUUCUGGAUCUGCUUUACUUCUCCUUGGGACUGUUCAAACUGCUGAAUUGUCAGAACACGAUAAUCCUAGAAAUCCCUUUAAAAGCUCAAAAAGACAUAAAAAUAAGUUUACUGAGCAUUUGGGUGCCCAGUGGGAUGUCUUUCGCAGACAAGAUGUUCCAAAGCUCAUCGAAUACCUUGAAAGACACUAUGAUGAAUUUUCUUAUACCCAUGACUAUCACAAGAAGAUGGUUCAUCCAAUUCUAGAUCAGAGCAUUUUUCUAGACAGUACUCACAAAAUGAGACUAAAGGAGGAAUUUAAGAUUGAACCAUGGACUUUUCAGCAACAUGUUGGACAAGCUGUCGUCAUUCCUGCUGGAUGUCCAUACCAGAUCAGGAAUUCUAAGUCUAGUGUUCAUGCGGUAUUGGAAUUUGUGUCCCCUGAAAAUGUUACCGAGGGUAUCCAGUUGUUCGAUGAGGUCCGACUAUUGCCUGAAGACCAUAAAGCAAAAGCAGACAUGCUGGAGGUUAAGAAAAUGGCGCUUCAUAGCAUGAAUACAGCAAUUAAAGAAGUACGUCAACUUACAAGCAAAACAUGAUUGCACCAGCUAAAAUAUACUUACAUGCCUCUGAGCCUCUAGAGAUCUCAUGUCUCAACCUGACUUCCAUAUCUUCAUUCUUGUAUAUAGAUUAAUGCUCGGACAAAUUUAUAUCUAGUAAGGUACUUAUUAAAUUGAUUAAUUUUCGCCUCUAUUUUCUUUUCUUCUGUGAAGUUUAUGCCCUACCGGAAUUUGAAAUAAAUCUUAUGGUCUGUAUAUAUAUUUCUUUAGUUUAUUUGAAGUAAAAUUUGAUAUGAACUUUUGCUA
Messenger RNA from Glycine soja, 3674 nucleotides. Its product is annotated as lysine-specific demethylase JMJ25-like. Gene Ontology annotation, cellular component: chromatin; histone deacetylase complex. The transcript has 12 exons. The record is from RefSeq and is a predicted model, not a curated record. The coding region runs from base 315 to 3407 and encodes 1030 amino acids. Gene Ontology annotation, biological process: regulation of transcription by RNA polymerase II. Gene Ontology annotation, molecular function: chromatin DNA binding; histone H3K9 demethylase activity; transcription coregulator activity. NCBI's taxonomy places the organism in Eukaryota, Viridiplantae, Streptophyta, Magnoliopsida, Fabales, Fabaceae.